Molecule: messenger RNA, 633 nt
Organism: Punica granatum (pomegranate)
Lineage: Eukaryota; Viridiplantae; Streptophyta; Magnoliopsida; Myrtales; Lythraceae
Source: RefSeq, a predicted model, not a curated record
AUGGAGAUGCUGCUGGGGAAGAAGAGAAAGCCCUCACUCAGCCUCUCCCUCUUCACAUCCUUCCAGAGGCCAUUGCAGGCACCCAAGAAAUCCCCGAAGCCCUCCAAAUCCUCGAGACCAGUCUUCUUUGACCCGGACGUCGUUGGGCUUGCCAUAAUCGCUACAAUGCCUCAUCAGGAACUGGGUCCUACUAAUCCCGCAAAGAAAAAUAUUUUCCUACCACCUAUGCUCUCAGAGACCUCGAAGAGGAGGACUAGGGAAGCGGACCCACUCAGUGAGAGCUAUACUUGUGUGAUCACUCAUCUCGGGAAUGACACCGUGAGGAAGAGGGUCUAUUAUGAUGAUCAAGUCUUCGAGGUCAAUGACAAUGCCGCUACCGAUCAUGGCCAGUCUAUUUUUGCCAUAAAAAAGAUCGUGGAGGAACUGAAGCAUGAAAUAGGAAUAGGGCCACAGUCGUCGGCCUAUUUCCUUGGCUGCUGUCGUCUCUGCAAGAAACAGCUUCAUGGGAUGGACAUUUUCAUGUACAGGAUUGGGGAAAUGGAAGGAAAAGAAAGGGAGAGAUCAGGGGAAGUUUCCAGACAGAGCCUAGUCGAAAGAGAGAAGGAGAUGAUCUCUGUUUUGAGCUAUAGGUAG